Rosa chinensis is the source of this 603-nucleotide messenger RNA. RefSeq lists its product as uncharacterized. Bases 1 to 603 code for a protein of 200 amino acids. The transcript has a single exon. NCBI's taxonomy places the organism in Eukaryota, Viridiplantae, Streptophyta, Magnoliopsida, Rosales, Rosaceae. Gene Ontology annotation, molecular function: RNA-DNA hybrid ribonuclease activity; nucleic acid binding. The record is from RefSeq and is a predicted model, not a curated record.
AUGAUUGGCCAUGCUGCAGCUGCUGCCGCAAAUAAUUAUCGGGCUCACAACUCCAUUCCUACUGUGUCUCGUGCAAGAGAUUAUGGCCUAAUCAGACGGUCGCCUCCUCAGGAAGGUUCAGUUAAGCUAAAUUUUGAUGGUUCGGUUGAUGGCUCAAAUAUGGUAGCUGCCGGGUUUGUGAUCAGAGAUCACUCAGGCUUUCCUAUUGUGGCAGGAAGUAGAAAGAUUGGUUUCUCUUCUGUGUCGGUUGCAGAGUGUAGCGCCCUCAAAGACGGUCUCCUCCAGGCGCUGUAUAGCAACUUAUCCAAAAUUUAUGUUGAAGCUGAUUCAAAGCUGGUCAUUGACUGCAUCAAGAAGAUUCAUGCUCCCCCUUGGUGUUUGAGACAUUUGAUUAGAGACAUUCAUAUUAUCUCUUCCUUCUUUGAGGACAUCAGUUUCUCUUAUGUUCCUCGAGAGGCGAACUUCGUGGCAGAUGCGGUUACUUCCCUGGGUCACCAAGCGUUUGAACCAACUAUCUGGAGAAACAAACUUCCUCUCUUUGCCAGUUUUGCUUUCAGCUUGAAUCAGUUAGGGUGUGGUGUUUCUAGAGUUUUUCAGUUAUAG